AUGAUUAUCUACACUAACACCGGCAAUCCUCUCGGCUUGAAGCUGCUUAUUUGUGCCAAUUUGGUCGACACCGACGUGGAGGUUAAAAAUGUUACUCUGAGUGACCCUGCCUUAGGCGAUAUGAAACAUUUGCCCAUUCUUCAAUUGAACAGUGGUGUGCAACUAAUUUCCUCCGACGUGGCUGCCAAGUAUCUGCUUCACAACAAGGUUGAUCGCUUUGCUAACACGGUGCAGCGAGAUGAAUGGCUAGAAUGGUCUUCGAAAAGACUUGCGCCAGCCUUAGCGCACAACAUGGCUGUCGGAUCGCGUGCCGAUCCGAACACGAAACCUAUCCUCAAUACGUUAGUGAAAAUGUUAGACGAUUGUCUUCGCACAAGCGAGUUUUUAACGGGUGAUAAACUGAGUUGUGCCGAUGUGGCUAUCUGGAGUCUGCUUGCACCGCAUGGAACGCUCAAAGGUGCGAUAAACAUAGAUAAUCUGCUGCGCUGGUAUCGACAAAUUGCUGCUCUACCGCAGGUUCAAGCUGCCUUGACCGUACUUCCAUUACACGAACUAUGCUUUUCCUCGCUACAACAUUGCAACAACUUCGGUGGAUUGCAUCAUAUCGUUCUUAACCCGGAGAUAGCAGAUUUGGAAGGGGAACAGCUGCUGGCGGAUACUUCUAUAUUAAACAUAGCCGAAACCGUGCAACAGGAUGAAAUCGAAACAGCACGGCAAGCUUUUGAGGAUGUUGUCUAUGAGCGUGCAAUACGAGAUGAGCCUCGAAUUGUGCUACCAAAACCUGGCGAAAAGAACAAUCUCAUUACUUCCGCCUUGCCUUAUGUAAAUAACGUGCCCCAUCUGGGAAACAUUGUCGGUUGCGUGCUUUCGGCCGAUGUAUUUGCGCGUUAUUCUCGUCUCUGUGGGUACAAUACACUCUAUAUUGGGGGAACUGAUGAAUACGGCACAGCGACCGAGACCAAGGCCUUGGCAGAAAAUUUAACUCCACGACAGAUUUGCGACAAAUAUUUUGACAUUCAUAACUCUAUCUACCGUUGGUUUGGAAUCGGGUUCGAUUAUUUUGGCCGAACAACUACUGCUGAGCAGACUCGUAUCGUGCAGCACAUUUUCAACGAACUGCACAAAACAGGAUACAUCGAGGCUCGGUCGGUAGAGCAAUUACUUUGUCAACGAUGUGAUCGUUAUCUGGCGGACCGGUUUGUUGAAGGAACUUGCCCACAUCCCGGUUGCGGCUAUGAAGACGCCAGAGGCGAUCAAUGCGAUGGAUGUGGAAAGUUGAUAAAUGCUAUAGAACUGCUUCGCCCGCGCUGUAAAAUUUGCAACACUACGCCUGUUAUUCGUGAUUCGAACCAACUCUUCCUUGAUUUACCUAAAAUCGAACCGCGACUUCGAGAAUGGGUUGAGCGUUCGGAGGCUGGUUGGACUCAGAAUGCUCGUGUUAUAACGCGCGCUUGGCUAAAAGAAGGCCUGAAAGCUCGGUGCAUUACGCGUGAUUUAAAGUGGGGUAUUCCGGUGCCUCUGGAGGGGUACGAUAACAAGGUAUUUUAUGUUUGGUUUGAUGCCCCAAUUGGAUACAUAUCUAUCACGAGUCGCUACUGCAAGGAGUGGCAGAAAUGGUGGCAGCCGGAUACGCCGAAUACCGGCGCAAGAGUUGAUCUAUACCAAUUCAUGGCCAAAGAUAAUGUACCAUUCCAUUCAAUCAUGUUUCCGGCUUCGUUGCUUGCUGCCGAUCAAGGAUACGCACUCGUUUCACACAUCAUGGCUACAGAGUACCUUAACUAUGAGGAUGGGAAAUUCAGCAAGAGCCGCGGCAUAGGUGUUUUUGGCAACGAUGCCCAGAAUACGGGCAUACCGGCAGAUGUGUGGCGUUUCUAUCUGAGUGCGACUCGCCCCGAAGGACAAGAUUCGUCCUUCAGCUGGAGCGACUUGCAGGCACGCAACAAUAAUGAACUUCUUAAGAAUCUGGGCAAUUUUGUGAACCGUGCGCUCGUGUUUUGCGAAAAGUUCUUUGAUUCAACCAUUCCGCCAAUGACACUAUUGGUGGACGGUGGCGAAAACGGGGAGCGCGGUGGAGACUACACGCUAUUGGCGUUGAUAAAUCGCGAAAUAAGGGGCUAUGUAAACCAGAUGGAAAAGGCUCGCAUGCGUGAUGGCAUUCGACAUUUGCUACAAAUCUCACGCUACGGCAACCAGUUUAUGCAAUCGGAACAGCCAUGGGUUAAAGUGAAGGGAACGGAUGAUGAAAAAGCUCGAGCUGGUACUGUGAUCGGCAUGUGUUGCAAUUUUGCAUGUUUACUGGCAACGCUUCUGUUCCCCUUCAUGCCUACAACAGCAAGAAGCAUGUAUAGCCAACUAAAUGUACGCGGCGGGUAUAUAAAUUCAAGUAAGCCGGUGCUGAGAACUAUUCUUCCGCCUGGUCAUCGGAUUGGUAAACCUAUCGUGCUGUUUACAAAAAUUGAAGACGCUCGUAUUGAAGAACUUAAAAAAAAGUUUGGUGGGCAGCAACAGCAGAGUAAAAUUACACCUAAUGUAAUCGUUGCGAAUGAAACUUCGGCUAUGGGCAGUUCCUCAGCGGUUAAAGAUGUGCAAAAAGCAAUAGAUGAGCAGGCUGCGAAAGUACGCAAGAUCAAAGCUAGCGGUGCCGAUCGAGCAGUUUGGCAACCGGAAGUAAACACUCUACUUGAGUUAAAAAAACAACUCCAAUUAACUGACUUAUCGCUCCGCACUCAAAGCAGCAUGUCGUCGAACACAUUGGCAGAUGCAACUAAAUCAGCUGAAUUAUUACCGGCAACAGCUUCCAAUCCAACGGCAGUAAAGCUGCUUGAAGAAGAGAUUGCACAACAAGGAAUCAAGGUACGCAACCUGAAAGCGACUAACUCUGAUAGAUCAGUUUGGCAACCAGAAGUAUCGUUGUUGGUGUCGCUGAAGCAAAAGCUAAGUGAACUUACAGGAGUUCCGUUUGCCGUAACAACUGAUAGCGGAAAAAAGAAGGGAAUCAAGAAAUAGAAUCAUGUAGUGGUUCAUGUUUGGACCUUUACUUAGUC
Molecule: messenger RNA, 3044 nt
Organism: Anopheles nili
Lineage: Eukaryota; Metazoa; Arthropoda; Insecta; Diptera; Culicidae
Gene: MetRS
Product: methionine--tRNA ligase, cytoplasmic
Exons: 4
Coding region: 1-3006 (1001 amino acids)
Biological process (GO): methionyl-tRNA aminoacylation
Cellular component (GO): aminoacyl-tRNA synthetase multienzyme complex; cytosol
Molecular function (GO): ATP binding; methionine-tRNA ligase activity
Source: RefSeq, a predicted model, not a curated record